Molecule: messenger RNA, 1766 nt
Organism: Caretta caretta (loggerhead turtle)
Lineage: Eukaryota; Metazoa; Chordata; Testudines; Cheloniidae
Source: RefSeq, a predicted model, not a curated record
AUGUCGGGCCGAGGGAAACAAGGCGGAAAAGUGAGGGCUAAGGCAAAGUCUCGUUCAUCUCGGGCCGGCUUGCAGUUUCCGGUUGGCCGUGUUCAUCGGCUUCUCCGGAAGGGUAAUUAUGCUGAGCGAGUUGGAGCUGGAGCCCCGGUCUAUAUGGCGGCUGUCUUAGAAUAUCUGACCGCUGAGAUUCUCGAGUUGGCUGGUAACGCUGCUCGGGAUAACAAAAAGACUAGGAUCAUCCCCCGCCAUCUGCAGCUCGCCAUCCGUAACGACGAGGAGCUCAACAAGCUGCUGGGGAAAGUCACGAUCGCUCAAGGGGGUGUCCUGCCCAACAUCCAGGCUGUGCUGCUGCCUAAGAAAACCGAAAGUCAUAAAGCCAAGAGCAAGUAAAAGUGACUUAGAGAAAACGAGAUAAUUUUUAAAAAUAACCCAAAGGCUCUUUUCAGAGCCACCCACAGGAUCAGAAAAGAGCUAAAUUAUUUUGUCUUACGGAUUUAAUAAAGGAACAAUUCUGGCUUUAUUUUUGAAGGUUGACUAUUUUAAGAGCAAACAUCCCAAACACCGAGAAAAGAAGAACAGAAUAUAGGAAAAAUGCAUCUUUUCUCUCUGAUGCUUCCAGUUUAGCUACAAUGAAGUGUUGCAGAGCUACAUUUUUUCUGGUCUGCUGAAAUGUACUCUUAUUGAGUGGUGAGGGAGACUAGAGGUAGAUUUCACUGUAACUCUUAAACUGGUCCAAUUACCCUGUUUGUUACAAGCUGACCCCUUAUAUAGGUUUCUAGUCAUUGGCUCUUGUUAUACCUUUGCCUGCUACAUUUAAGAGCUCUCUACUCUAAACUAAACUAAACUAAAACAAAACAAACAAAAACUCUCCAGGUCAGUGCUUGGAGAUUGAGAACAAGACACCCUUGCUCAUCUCUUGGAUAAGAUAAACAGAAUGAGUUUCUUAAGUCUCUUUGUAAGGUAGAUUUUCCAGGCCUCAGUUCAUUCUUGGAGUUUUCUGAACCCUGUCCAAAUUUUUCAACAUCCUUUUUGGAGCGUGGACACUAGAACUAGACAAAGAAUUACUAUAAUGGUAUCACCAAAGCCACAUAAAGAAGUAAUACCAUCGUAAUUAUACAUCUAAGGUUUGUGUUAGAAGUCUUAGCAACAGCAUUACACUCAGAGCUCCUGUUUAAUUGGCUACCUACUUUUUUUCAGAGUCACUGUUUUCCACUGUACGUGCAUAUUUAUUGUCAUCAAAGGAACAUUUUGGUUUGUUAUGCUAACAAUUCUCUUAUCUCAACAGAAAUCUUAACAUGAGCAACUUGGGAGACUUCUGAGUGGUGUGUUUUUGGGAGGCGCCUUCAUUGUUUAGAUGGAAGGAAGCUUUUAGCGGCCUUAUGUGUAUUAUCCUCUUAUUUUUCUAUUUCAGUAACCUUUCCUUAGUUCCUCCUGAGCCACUGACACAUCAGGCAGUCCAGUUCUUCCACUGAUUAUGGACAUUCAUUAAUUGUGAUACUUCUUCCCAGAUGAUUCCAGCAUAUUGAAUACCCUUUGUCACUGUCUUCUGCCAGUGUUUCCUUGGCCAUCCUCACUUUCUUUUUCCUCCCUUGGGUACUCCGUUCCAUACUUGCUUACCAUGUCUCCCAUCUUCCAUACAGUGUACAUCUCCCAACCGCCUGAGCCUUCUUUCUUUGUGUAUAUUAUCUAACACAUCCUGCUCUGUCAGCGCCCUUACUCUCUCAUUUGUUAUUUUGUUUUUCCAUUAAAUGUGUAGUGUUUUUCAA